UGUCCUGAAAGCCUGUGUAAGAGCAUCUAAGCCAAGCUGGAGAACAGAACCUCAUCCAGGUGAAGUUUGUUCUGAAGCUUUUUCUGUUACCCUUGUUUACAAAGCAGUCAGGAAAAUUAGCCACUUCUUUGCAUGAAUGGGGUUUCAGUGAUGUUUAUGAACUCUGGGCAAAUGGUGUUAUUCCCAUGUUUGUUCAGCAACAUGAAAAGAGUUGUUCCAGGGUGAGUUGUUCUCCAGCUUCUCUGCUGAUGAUUAAACCCGGUCAAAUAUUUUCUUCCAUAAUUUGUAACCAAACCACCGCAAUACACUGAUGUCUGGCAGCUAAAGAGACAGUUGAAGCUCAUUACCCCAGUGUUUACAGUAAGCAAUACAAAUGGCUGAAACAGGAUUUUGAAGUAUUUACUAUCAAACCACUUUAAAGACUGUGUUUACAUACUUACUAUCACUUGUAACGUAACUCAUGAACAGAAGGCUGAUAGUGAAAUCCUUCAAGCAGGCAGUUCCGUGGUGGUUUAGGUAGAAGGCUUCACUUUACCUGGGGAUUUUCAGGUAAAGCUGUGUGCAGCAGCACUUGACAGCACACCAGGGACCGAGAGGAACCCAACAAGGCUGUACAGGAGCCUCUUGCACAGACAAGUGGCUAACACUGGUUAAAGAGGAGGAGGUGAAGGCUGUGAGCAUCCUGGAAUAGCAACUGGUGGUCUGACUCACCAGUAUUUUAAUCAGUCAGGCAUUCUAUUUAUUUUUACUUUGGAGCUCUUAGAUACUCAAGGGAAGUCUUUCUUUUUUUUCCCUCUUAAACAUGUUCGCUUCAAAUGGCAUUCAGUGGUUUAAGGUAGAGGUGUGUGUAGAGUGCUACAACUGGGUUUUUUUAGUCCCUUCUGACACAAACCGAAAGUUCCCCUUGCUGACAGCACCCAGCAUGUUCAAGUAACCGCCCCAGGCCCGUGCACAGUGAUAGCCUUAAACUGACAUGGCCAAAAACAGAACCAGCUUCAUUUCAGUUCCAUCUGAAACAUGGGCAGGCAGGAAAGCUCAUCGAUAGCAUGGAGCAGGGCAGGGCGGCAGCAAGGAGGUAGGGAUAAGGAGAAGGGGUGGCUGGGGGCUGAAGGGGUUCUACGUAUAUAUCUGCUCCUUGGGCCCCAAACCAGGUCUUUAGUACAGUUCAUUUUUCAACAAGUGUCUUUUUCUUUCUAUGGUGAAAGCUGUGUUUUGCCGCGCUGGGAUGUCUUUGUGUGGUGGUUUUGUCACUCAUAGUCUGAAUGGGUUCUUUUGGCUGCAGACCUGGCACUUUCUCGAAUCCUUGCUGACAGUUGUUAGGACUGGAAGGUCCCCAAAAGGUGUAUGUUCUUCUUCUCAGCUGACAUUCCGUGCUCUAGUGAUGCAUAAAUCCCUGGCUCUUCCCAGCUGUUGCUUUGUUGUAGUGGUCAGCAAAGCAACAUUGCUGAAAUGCUACUUGUGUUGUUUUAAUAAAGCACUAGCAGCUGCAGAAGAGAAGGCUGCCUAAGUUAAUGUAUUGUUCAUCAAACUCUGCUCAAUAAGGAAGUGGGAAACCUCACUGAGACAACAUGACUUUUUUUCGCUUUUUCUUUUCUCUUCAAACUAAAUGUCAAUGUGAAACUGCUGAACCUUCACACUCAGACCAGGAGAAGAACUUGGCAUACUUCAUAGGCUGACUUAGGAAGUCUUACUUAUAUUUUAAAGCUCUUUCCCAAGUCUUUUUUAACCGAAUUUGUGGGCUACUCCAUAUAACGUUAACUGAAAUUCUCCAAAAAGUCAUUGGCAAAGGAGAUCUGAGCCAUGCAGACCAAGCGGGAUCCCUUGUGAUGGUGUGCUGCAGGGUGGUUUAGUGCUGGAGAGGUAUUUGCAUUCCUUUUUUCCAGCUAUGAGUCUCUCUUUCUAUACACAUACUAACUUCAUGAAACAAAAGAAAUGUUCUUUUAAGGUCCCUGCUACACAAAUAGCUUCCAGUUGAGAUGGAAAAGCUGAAGAGGGUGAAGAGGGACUUGUUUAGAGAAGAGAGGGAGGAGGAGGCUUUAAAGAAGUAGAAAGCACAUGGUUAUCUCUUGCAUUAAUAAUGUUUGAGUGUCUUCUGAAUUCUGACUCCCUACAAGCGUCAGAUGAUCUUAUCCAGUCCAUUAGCUUCUCAUAGGCAUUGUUUGAGGGAGGAGUUGCCCCUGCCUCCACAGACGACUAAUAUGGUGCUUGGCUUUCAUUCUGUAAAAACUCACUUUCUUUUUUACAGCAGUGAGAACUGACAUUAGUUAACCAGAGGUGAGUGUAAAACCUUUGUGAAGAUAAGGAGCAAGUAGUCUUUAACGCUGCUAGCAAAAGCCCAUUGUGGGUUAGGUGUGUAGUAUGCACUUUUAUCUACUGCAUCAUCACCCAACUUCCCCUUUUCUCCUUGAAAAUAAUAAGCCCAUACACACGUCUACAGAAGGAAGAAAGUCAGGGGUAUCGAAAUCAAGAAUUACAGUUGAAUCUAAGUGACAUGGAUGAAGGAGAGAAGGUUUUGAAAACCAGAGAAGCAGUUUGAGGUAUGAAGCAACCAUCCUACAGCUCAAGAACUUGAAGCUCCUCAUGUUGCACGUACAUAACUUAUGUCUGUACAGGAAGCUGUGCUCAUCCUGGAGUGGUGGCAAGUAAAUAGGCAGCUGAAACCACAGCUCCAGCGUGUCUCAUGUGGGUAAAUCCUGUUCUUAGUGGUCUUGCUGUGGAACCUCAGGUACCCAUUUACUGCUCCUAAGUCUCGCUUUCAUCUAGAACUUCCCUGAGGAGGGCUGAACACGGGGCCUGGGCCUGAGAGACCAAAUACGUACAUCCAAAUUAACGGGGCUUAGGAAUGCUUUGUGCCACCCCUCCAAGUGCAUUGCGCGGAGUUUACCCUGGUCAGUUCUGAAUACAUAGCUGCAAGAGAAGUGAGGCUUCCAAACUGAUCACAACAUUCUGUUAUUGUUUUUAAUCUGCCAACUAUGCUUUGUUGUACGUACCAUAAAAAGUAGUUGGGUUUUGAUUCUUCUAAGGACCUGAAGAUUGUGCAGCAACAGUUAAACUGGGCUGGGCUUGCAGCUUCUGUGCCUACACAGCCUUGUAGACCUGAGUCACACAUUAAACUGUCUGAGUGCUGGUGGCUGCUCUGUUAGAGGACAUUGCUUACAAUAGCUACCUCUUAUUUUUAUUUCAGUCGGCAAGUGAGGUAUGUGCUUUGUUGACUUUAAUCUCAGUAAUGUUUCCUUGUUAUUCUUUUCCAUUUCAGAGGGCAACCAAGGACACGCAGUUUUGCUUCUCCCCUUCUCCCUCUGUUGCCUUUUAACUAAGCUGAGAAGUGACUGGUAGAAUGAUGUAUUCUUUGGCGAUGGGGAUGGGUUUGUGCUGCAGACCUUGAAGGUCCUUGAAGGGGAGGCGAGGGCAAGGAGAGACAGAGUUAAUGCAAAUCAGGAGAGAUGACUCUCUGAACCUGGGAAAUGGCAGUGAUGGGAAUUACGUGCCAGGGAGCUCCUGAUCCAGCCGUCAAGCACAAGAAGGAGCUCACUGCUACCAAGGGGCUGAAUGAGACAGUGAGUGAAAAGCAGAGCAGUGUUUGCAAAGUAGAAGAGUCAAAGAAGGUCAUCUUCCACAGUCAGUGGAAAAUCCUGAAUGAUGUAAUCACCAAAGGAACAGCAAAAGAAGAAACAGAAGGAGGCUGUGCAUCAAUUUCUAUUAUUGCCCAAGCAGAAUGUGAAAACAGUCAGGAGUUCAGCCCCACUUUAUCAGAGAGAUCCUUUAUUGCUCAUAGUAAGUGUUACAGUAGCCGCUCAGACAGUCUCGAUCAAAUCCCUAACAAUGUGGCCCAUGCAAGGGAGGGGAAGAUGGCUCCUACCUGCUGGAGGGGGAGGCAGCGUGGGAAGACGAGAAAGAAACGUCACAAGAAAAGAUCCAAGCUGAAAAUACAAACAGUGGCUGCUGGCCAGCGAGGUCCCAGGACUCCAGAACAAGAGAGCUGCACUCCAAUUCCUGUCCAGGAGGACGAAUCACACCAAAAUAUUCUUUACAGAAACAGUUUUUGGGUUUCAGAAUUUAACAAGGACUCGCUCUAUGAUCCGUUGCCUUUUGAGAAACCUGAGAAAGUUCUGUCCAUGGGCAAACUCCACUCCCCAAGGAGCCAGUACAAAGCAGAACUGCACAAGUUGAUUAGCCCUAUUCAGUGCCUUAAUCAUGUUUGGAAACGGCACUAUCAGAAGGACAGUGUUCCACAGCCUGAAACUCUCCAUCCUUUUCCCUACAACAUAAUACCCCCUCAUUUCCCACAUCUGGACAGUCGUCUCCAUGCCAUGAAACAUAAUGCUCUGGAGACAAACUUCCAUGGUGAUCUCAACUAUCAAGACAGUGAGCAUCGCUUAUCUGGCCUAAACUUAGAAUAUAGUUUCUCCAAAUGCAUCAACCAGUCCAUGAAAACCAGCUCAGACAAGAUUUCUGUGGAGGAAUACUUGGUGGAUGCCUUGAAGGGGAGCGUGAGUCUUGGUGAACCACAGAAUUUAGCCAGCCUAGCCAAAACGUGGAGAGGAGGUGGUCUGGACCCGAAGGAGCAAUUUCAUGAAGCAGAUGAAAAUGAAGGCGUGCUACUUACUGAGAGACUAAAGCCAGUGGAUUAUGAGUACCGAGAAGAGGUUCAUUGGACCAAGUGUCAUGGUUCUUUGGGCAUUGGCUCUUUUGGAGAAGUAUACAAAAUAGAGGACAAACAGACAGGCUUUCAGUGUGCUGCCAAAAAGGUACAAGUUGAACACUUCCGUGCAGAGGAACUAACAACAUGUGCUGCAGUGACAAGUCCUAAAGUUGUCCCCUUGUACGGAGCUGUGAAGGAAGGACCAUGGGUGACCAUCUUCAUGAAGCUGAUGGAGGGUGGCUCACUAGGUCAGCUAAUUAAACAGAGUGGCUGCCUGCCAGAGGACAGAGCCCUCAGUUAUUUGGGCCAGGCAUUAGAGGGCUUGGAGUAUCUUCAUGCUCAAAACAUUCUCCAUGGAGAUGUAAAAGCGGAAAACGUGCUCUUGUCUGAUGAUGGAAGCAGGGCUCUUCUGUGUGACUUCGGUCACUCUGCUCACCUCCAUCCAGAUGGCCUGGGGAAGUGCUUGGUCACAGGGAACUAUGUGCCUGGCACAGAGACUCACAUGGCUCCGGAGGUGGUCAUGGGAAAGCGUUGUGACUCCAAAGUGGAUGUCUGGAGCAGUUGCUGUAUGAUGCUGCAUAUGCUUAAUGGGUGCCACCCUUGGACCCAGUAUUACAAUCACCCACUCUGUCUAAAGAUAGCUAAAGAGCCACCUCCUCUGAGGGAAAUUCCACCUUCCUGCAACCCUCUCACUGCUGAGAUUAUUAAAAUGGGUCUGGAGAAAGAGCCUGUUCAGAGAGCAUCUGCGUCUGAACUGAAAACUAAAACCAGUGUCGCACUUGAAGAAGUGGGAGGUGUGACAAGCCCCUGGAAAGGCGAAUACAGAGAGCCUAGGCAUUUAUCUCUGAACAAAGAAAACACUCCCCAGACAUCCCUGUCCCCCACAGUGAGCCCAGUUUCUGAGACUGGUUCUGACCCAAAAUUGGCAGUCAAAGUUUCUUGUGCAAGCCCUGCCCUGUCACCGCCAUCUCUGGAGCAAACAGAGGAGGUUGAAGGAACACCUUGGAAUGUGUGCAAGGAGUUACCUGAGGCCUGGGAUCCUCCACCUCUUGCCUCAGCUCCUCUCCCCCUGAAGAGCUGCAGCCAUGUGGAGAGAGCAACAACCAUUUCAGAGCAAGAGCUUCAGCAGCUGGAAAUAGAACUGUUUUUGGACAGCCUUUCACAGCCUUACUCGCUGGAAGAGCAAGAACAAAUGCUUUCAUGUCUCAGCAUUGACAGCCCGUUUGUGUCAGAUGCCAGUGAGAAAAACUCCAUGAAGGCCUCUCAUAGCUUGAGGGACACUAUGAGCUCUGGGAUUCAUUCCUGGAACAGCCAGGCAGAUGGACAGAGCUUCAGCUGGAACAACCUGCGGAGCCGCAGUCGGCACACAGACACUCCUAGCUAUUUCAAUGGAGUGAAAAUCCAGAUCCAGUUGCUAAGUGGAGAAAAUUUACACAUCAGGGAUUUCCACAGGACAAAGGUGGGAGACAUUGCCACUGGGAUAAGCAGCCAGAUACCAGUCCCUGCUUUCAGUCUGGUUACUAAAGAAGGCCAGCCAGUUCACUACGACAUGGAGGUCCCCGACUCUGGUAUCGAGCUGCAGUGCACCCUCGCCCCUGACUGCAGUGUCAGCUGGACCUGGCGAGUCAAACACGGUCAACUGGAGAACAGGCCAUGAGGCUGUUCCUGUUUUGGAGGUUUUUACCUUGUUGAAAGAAGGAAUUGCAAAAGCUUCCAACCACCCCUGCCAUGGAGCACCAAGUGCAGUUGCUGGUGUUUUGUGCUGAAGUAGGAUAGCGGCUCAGCAGCUCGCUGCUCUCGGGCCUCACUUCUGUUGUCUGUUCUGAUCCAGUUCCAAGACAUGUCCUGAACUUAAGUGUUCCCCGGAACAGUGGGAAUUACUUGUUUUGGGUGUGAGUGUUAGGUUGAGCUUGAGAACGGUGGGUGGAAAUUCCUGCUUUUCAGAGGAAUGUGAUUGUGCUUUUCAGGAGCAGAGGGGGAUUGGAUGAGAACUCCUGUGGCUCAGCCUCUGAGGUGAAGCCAGUAGCUGCUGGGCUUGCCCAGAGGAGGAGGUUGGGUAUCUUCAGUGCAGCUGUGGUUGGUAGUGCCAGGGGGAGCUGGCUGGUUUUCCUCUAGCUGGAGGAAAAACAGCGUUUCUGUAGGCUUUGGGUAGCAUCAUCUCUACCUCAAGCCUUUUGCAUGGAGAAAAUCGACAGCAGUAACUAGCUGGGUUCUUGGUUUCACCUCCCACCCUUCCCCGCAGACACUUCCUUCUUGAAUCAGAAAAGAACUUUCUUCCCAGAAAGAGCUUUGCUUGCAGCUCUCAUCUUCAGCCUUCCUCCCUGACUGGUGCUCUCUCUCUGGUGUUGCUUCCAACUCUGGCAGGUAGGGCAGGAGGAGGGUAUGGUAUUCCUUGGUGGGAAUGGUGGAGGGGUUGUAUUCCUCCAUCCUCUUUCCACCACUGACUUGGGACUCCUUGUGGACUGUCCUAUGCAGGCAGCUCCCCCUGGAAGGGGAAAGGGAUGGCAGCUCCCCCAGCUCAGACAAGGGCUGAUUUUGACUACAGCAUUUAUAAAAACCUCACUCACAGCUAUCACCCCAUCCGGCCACUCAGCGCCAGGGCGGGAGGUCAGUGCCCCACAUGUGCGUGGUGUGUGAGCUCAGCCUGCCCUCACCAGCACUCAGGGACUGGCACGAGGCCUCCUAUCACUGCCCUUAUUGCAAGACGUGCUCAUGGAGUGGGGUGGGCAGCUGGGCCAGGAUGCCUUAAGCUUUCAACUGUUUUUUUUACUGUUGAGUCAAUUGUUUUGAGUGUACUGAAGCUGCAUGGGUCCCAUUCUGAUGGGCUGGUGUUGCUAACCCUCCUGUAAGCCAGAACAAAGGCAGAGGGAGGUGUAAGCUGAGUGUAUUUGUUCAGGACUGCUCAAAGCCCUUACACACCUGGAAAUCACUUGGCAGGGUGCUGUUGCUCUUCCAGAGUGUUGUAACUGGAGUGGCCUCUGAGCAGGGGCUAACUACAUCCAGGCUGAACAGAGAAACAGCUCCCAAAAAGCAAGGUAGGCUCUGCCAGAUCUGUGCUGGUUCUGGGGGCACAACAGGGCAGGAAUGUUGGCAGUUUCCUCAAGUGAAGUUCACUUAGGAAAUAGCUGGGAAGGUUACACUCUGGGCCUCCCUUUCUGAGGAGCAGUGCUCCUUCAGCAACUGAUACUCCUUCCCUUUGGUCUCCCAGAGCAUGGGCUGGUUUCGAUACACAAGGCAGUGACAUCCCUCAUCAGAAAACUAAAGUUGUGAUCUAAUAAAAAAGUGGAACUCGUGAGGAAAAAUGGAACCUGUCACCACUCUGGGUAUAGUUUUUAUAGCACUUUUUGUUCUAAAGCACUUAAUACAUUGUCCUAAAUAGGUACCUAAUUAUAUCUGCAAUGCCACAUGAAGAGUCUUUUUAGUAAACAAUGAACACACUAUGCACAUGUCUUCCAGGAAGGAGUGGGGGGAGUGGGUAGGUUGGCUCCAUUGCUGUUUCUCAGAUGCCAUAAGCUACUAAGAAUUGUAAGCUCUGGAGCAGGAGGGAUCAAAAUGCCUCUCCCGAGCAUGUAUUUGGUGCACCAACCAAACUCCCCACGCCUGGCACCCUUCCUGGGCUUCCUGUGAGGCAGGGAGGAGAGAAACCUGUUGGUUGUUUCUAAGAAGAGUCUGUUGGUGAUGUGUCAAUCUGAAAUACGAAAGCAGGGUCUGUUCCCUUCCCCAAGGCUGCAUCUCGUGGCUUUCGCUGCAAAAUGCUUCGAUGUACAGUUGUUUGGUACAUGGGUGCGAGACUAAAGUUCUGCCAAGUAGGAGGGCGGGAUGCAGCAGCCCUCUGUUCCCAGGGCUUCUGAGCUUCACACUUCAUCUACAGCAUUAACAUUAAUAUCAGGCCACCUACGCGAAUGGGUGAAAGGCAGUGAACUCAUGUGAACCCACAAUGUCUUCACUGGGUAGAUGGAGACGUCUGUGUCCUCCUGUACCCUCACACCAGCAUUAGCCAGUAUCUCCAUCCUGUUUCGUCCAAAACCUCCAGUCCUGUGUUGCUACCACGUCAGGUGAGAAAGUGAGGCUGCAGACUUCCACCUCACGUAUCUUGUGCAAGACAGGCUGUGGCAUCAGCAAGCACUGCCAGAUGGGAAAGACUCUUUGGCUAAUACCACAAACCACGGGUGCUUUCUUACUGUCCUGAAUGUGGUUCUCCUCUCAGCAGGAUCUCCAGGGUUUUCAUGGUUUUGGUACCAGCUUGAGCUCUCCUCAACACACUCCUGCUGCCAGGACAGUUCCCUCUUACUUUGGCUGGUGAUUUUUGCUGUGACAGGCAUAAAAAGUCCAGCUUCCAGAGGAAGGCUGGCUGUGCAAUACUGACAGGAGAGACAAUCAGGAAAGCCUUUUAUUAUCCACGUUAAAACUUGGCUGGAAGUGUGUGUAAUAACAACUGGUCUUUGGGUAAGACCCCCAGAUCAGAGUAGGGAGGACAAAUAGCAGUAGGAGUCACAAACACAGAUGGCUUUUGUUGUGUUGCUCCUUCCAAAGGUCUGGAAGAAUCACUGUUGGAAAGCAAUGUGGAGCUGAUCACCUCUUUGGGAUGGGCAGUACUGGUGUGGGUGAAGGCGAUGGAAUGAUGAGCUUGUAUUGAACGAAUGACACUUUAUAAAACUGUGAUUUCUUGAAAUGAACGAUUUUGACAUGCAUUUUCACAGGGAAAAAAAAAUAAAGCUGGACAAAAAUA
Messenger RNA from Strigops habroptila (Kakapo), 9371 nucleotides. It is a transcript of the gene MAP3K14, whose product is annotated as mitogen-activated protein kinase kinase kinase 14. NCBI's taxonomy places the organism in Eukaryota, Metazoa, Chordata, Aves, Psittaciformes, Psittacidae. The transcript has 16 exons. Gene Ontology annotation, molecular function: ATP binding; protein serine/threonine kinase activity. Bases 3465 to 6299 code for a protein of 944 amino acids. Gene Ontology annotation, biological process: positive regulation of canonical NF-kappaB signal transduction; protein phosphorylation. The record is from RefSeq and is a predicted model, not a curated record.